Epinephelus moara (kelp grouper) is the source of this 2239-nucleotide messenger RNA. It is a transcript of the gene usp21, whose product is annotated as ubiquitin specific peptidase 21. Gene Ontology annotation, biological process: protein deubiquitination. NCBI's taxonomy places the organism in Eukaryota, Metazoa, Chordata, Actinopteri, Perciformes, Serranidae. The transcript has 12 exons. The record is from RefSeq and is a predicted model, not a curated record. Bases 329 to 1543 code for a protein of 404 amino acids. Gene Ontology annotation, molecular function: cysteine-type deubiquitinase activity. Gene Ontology annotation, cellular component: cytoplasm.
AGUGCUAGCCUACAGACACACAGUGAAACAGUAGACGUCCCCUUAUGCAUUUUUAACAGCUCAGCAGGUGAUGGGAACAGUUUGGUUGGGACAGUUUGUCCACAGAUAGAGUGACCAAGUGAUCAGCUGUGAAUGACAUCUCUCCACAUUUGCCUGGAAAACAGAGGACUGUCUCUCUCUGUCAGGCAGCUUGUGACCUACCAUCACGUUCAGCUCAACUUUGACACUGCAUGUAGAGGAACUGUGGUGAAGUGGUGCAGUCUGCCCACCUUGGAAAGCCCUUCCAUCUGAAGUGGUAGACACUUCUGAGGUGUACCAGUAUAGUAGGAUGCCCGGAGCCAGCGGCGUCAACGUUGAGCGCUCUUGUGAGGCCCUGUGUCGAACCCUUGUCUCUCAGAACGGCCUCCAGAGAGAGACGGCUGACAUCUCCCAGUCUGUCCUCUACACCUCCCUGAUGGGCCUGCUUCUGGUUGCAGACAACGAGAAAGAGCAGCUCACCAUAGGAAGUGGAAGGGUUGGCCUUAGAAACAUAGGAAACACAUGUUUCCUGAACGCAGUUGUCCAAUGUUUGUCUCACACACGUGGCCUACGCGACUACAGCCUCCUCAAGUCCUACAGGAAUGAGAGGUUCUCCAAAGAAGAGGCUAAGCUUAUGGAAGCUUUCUCCCAGGUGCUGUCAGGCCUUUGGGAUGUAAAUGAAGGGGACACAGUUGUAAACCCGCGACAGUUUUACAAUAUUUUCAAAGAAGCUGUGCCUUACUUCAGUGGAUACAGUCAACAGGAUGCACAGGAGUUCCUCAGGUUCCUACUGGACAAGCUGCACACAGAAAUCAACCGCAGACCCUACGUCCGACGACCGGCGAAGGAGCCUGAGCAAAAAUAUGCCCGAUUUAGGCUUUCAGAAGAAGCAGCAGCCAUGUGGAAGAAGCACUUGGAGAGAGAUGACAGCAGAAUAGUAGACUUGUUCUCAGGCCAGCUGAGGAGCUCGCUGCACUGCUCGGUGUGCUCCCACUACUCCAACACGUUCGAUGUGUUCUGUGAUCUGUCGCUGCCCAUCCCCAAGAGGAGCUCUGGUGGGGAGGUCACGCUGAGGGAGUGCCUGGACCUCUUCUCUCAGGAGGAGAAACUGGACAAGGAGAACUCACCAAUGUGUGAGAGGUGUAACAGGCAUACAGAGUGCACCAAGCGGCUUUCCAUCCAGAGGUUUCCCCAGGUUAUUGUGAUCCAUUUGAACCGUUUCACGACGUCACGAUGGUCGAUCAGUAAAAGCACAGUUUAUGUGUCCUUCCCACUCACCAACCUGGACCUUGGACGCUAUGGGCCUGUCGACUGUGGCCCAGUUCUGUAUGAUUUAUAUGCAAUAUGUAACCACGCUGGGACGGUGAACAUGGGUCACUACACAGCCUGCUGCUUAGAUGAAAAUGGCUGGUGCUUCUACAAUGACUCCAGUGUGACUCCAGUCUCAGAGAACCAGCUUCAGACCAAUCAAGCCUAUGUGCUGUUCUAUCAGCGCAGCAACAGCACCACCACCGUCAGGAAAUAGUCCCGAGACUGGCUGAGCCAGGCAGCCAAUCAGAGCAACUUUACCUCCAGUGUCCCUAGAAACAAAUGGAAGCAGCAGUGUUGUAACUGUGGCAUCCAUGAACAGCGCAAACUCAAUGAGCGUGCCCUCAAAUAAACUCUGAGCAGCAGGAGGACAAGGAGAGCGAAGCCAUGCUUACCUUAAGGAGGGCUUGAAGAGGCAAUCUCCCCUCCUGAAUCAUGGUGAUGCUUUUUAAGAGUCUCAGCGAGAGAGCUGAGACAGCUCAGACAGACUGCAGCCUGAAGUGUCUCUAUGCCCUACUUCUCAGGCAGGAGUGAGCGGUGUAUGUGUGCACCAUGCAGAGCUCUUAAUGUAUGAUAACUCUGAUUCAUGCUUGGGAUGCAACACAAACCCAAAUAAGCAAAGAGAAAUCUUGGGUGAAAUAGACACAAUUGUGACAUAGGACUUUAAUUUACUGUACGUGUAUUCAUAAUGUAAAUACCUGUAGCCUAUGCUAUAUCUAUGCUGUCUUUUUAUCUUGAUCUCCCUCCACAUGGACAGUUAACCUUGAAACUUAAAAACAUUUAUGGGCUAUAUUUUCCCUCUAACUAAUUUAUAACUACUGUGUAUAUAUAACUAUAUGUAUGUAUAUAUUUUUUACAUUUGUGUGUACAAAAUUACACAAUUGAAUGUAUUGCAUUAUUGAUAUUUGAAGAA